CAUUUUUUAGUUAACGGCAUAAAUCAUGGGAAAACCGAAGGGUAUACGUACAGCGCGCAAAUUGAAAACGCACAGACAGGCUCAGCGUUGGAAUGAUAAAGGCUACAAGAAAGCACAUUUGGGAACACGAUGGAAAGCAAAUCCAUUUGGAGCAGCAUCGCACGCUAAAGGGAUUGUACUGGAAAAAGUGGGUGUUGAGGCAAAACAGCCGAACUCAGCUAUUCGCAAAUGUGUUCGUGUGCAGCUAAUUAAGAAUGGAAAGAAGAUCACAGCAUUCGUACCAAACGACGGUUGCUUAAACUUCAUUGAGGAAAACGACGAAGUUCUUGUUGCUGGCUUUGGUCGGAAAGGACACGCUGUGGGUGAUAUACCUGGUGUCCGUUUCAAGAUUGUUAAAGUAGCAAAUACAUCAUUGAUUGCAUUGUUCAAAGGAAAAAAGGAAAGGCCACGUUCAUGAAUAGAAAAUUUUUGGUUGUUCUGUUAUCAGUCAUUAUUGUAUGUUGGCUAAUAUAAAAAGUUUUUCUAUACUGAAGUAUUAGUUAACAUUUUACUUUACUGCUUAUGUGAAGACGGCAUUUUACUGAUAUAACAAGGAGUUUGUUUAAAUUGAUUAAACAAGAAGAGAUAUGUUAAUUUUCGAGGUAUUUCUGCACUGCG
This is a messenger RNA of Loa loa (African eye worm), 657 nucleotides long. Its product is annotated as 40S ribosomal protein S23. Gene Ontology annotation, cellular component: cytosolic small ribosomal subunit; ribosome. Gene Ontology annotation, biological process: translation. NCBI's taxonomy places the organism in Eukaryota, Metazoa, Nematoda, Chromadorea, Rhabditida, Onchocercidae. The record is from RefSeq and is a predicted model, not a curated record. Gene Ontology annotation, molecular function: structural constituent of ribosome. The transcript is spliced from 3 exons. The coding region runs from base 26 to 457 and encodes 143 amino acids.